Molecule: messenger RNA, 558 nt
Organism: Helobdella robusta
Lineage: Eukaryota; Metazoa; Annelida; Clitellata; Rhynchobdellida; Glossiphoniidae
Exons: 4
Biological process (GO): glutathione catabolic process
Cellular component (GO): cytoplasm
Molecular function (GO): glutathione specific gamma-glutamylcyclotransferase activity; gamma-glutamylcyclotransferase activity
Source: RefSeq, a predicted model, not a curated record
AUGGGUAUAAGAAAACGGCCUGUGAUUUCGGAUUUAGUUAAUCGUGAAGACCUCUGGGUAUUCGGUUAUGGUUCCUUAAUUUGGAACCCCGGCUUUAAAUAUUGUGAAAAUCGAAUUGGGUACAUCGAUGGCUUUUCAAGGAAGUUAUACCAGGGCAAUGUUACACAUAGAGGAAGACCAGGAUUGCCUGGAAGAGUUGCAACCUUAUUAGAAGACCAAGAUAGUAGAGUGUGGGGCCGUUCUUUUCAUGUAGUGGGUUUGAACGAGGUUCGACUGUGCUUGGAACAUUUGGGUUUGAGAGAAUGUAUUCUGGGCGGUUACGACAUUGAGUUUGUUGAGUUUCACACAAGUUCAAGAACUUUACUGAAUGAAAAAAAAUCUCAAUCCAGCAAACCCUUAGAAGCUUUAGUCUUCAUAGCCCUACCUAGCAACCACCUCUACCUCGGCCCUGGAACGUGCGAUGAAAUGGCAAGGUGCAUCUUCCAGAACGAAGGGGCCAGCGGCUGUAACUUGGAUUAUUUCUUGGGGAUUUUGGAAUUCUUACAGGAAAGUGUCCCG